AUGCCCCGUGAGCUCCUGCUCUCCCCGGGCUGGCGCCCGCCGCGUGCGGCGCCGCCGGCGGCGAAGGGGUGCGCUCCCAGCCUGCCCCGCGCGGGGCGGGGCGGGGCGGCGCGGGGGCCGCCGGGAGCUGUAGUGCGGGGCGGGCGGCGGUCACGUGGCGUGCCCGGUAGUGGCCGCGCUGGGAGCGGAGGCGCCAAGAUGGCGGCGCUGCGGGGCGGAGCGGUGCCCGCCGCGGCCGGGGCCGGGGUUGGCGGCGCCGCUGCCAGGACCGCUCCGCGAGGGCUAGCGGGCGGCGGGGCCCUGCGCGAGCCGCCCCUCCGCGCCGGCAGCCCCCUGCAGUGCUUUUCCCUCGAGGAGGAUAACCUGAGCUUAACGUCACUGGAUGCACAAACCAUCUUGGAAGCUGAAGAGGUCCUGGGGACGAUGCAGAACUAUCUCGACUCCUCUGUGAUCUCCAUCAUUGAGGACCUCUCUCUGAGUGAGCAGAGCAAGGCCUGCCUGGACGCACAGAAUGAGCUGUCCUUGCUGACUGCCAUCACAGAGAUCCUGGACAGCACGGAUGAUGAGACCCUGUCUCCCUUCGACACCAUCAUGGAUAUGGAGCUGCUAACCUCGCCUCGGGAGCGGGAGAAUCCCUCGUUUCAGAAGUUUCUUAGCUUGUCCCGUCCGUCGCUGGAGUGCGAGAGCCCUGCCCUUGAGCAGUCCAAGGCUCUCAGGCCUCUGAGCAGCAGCAGUGUCUCUGUGGUUGGGAAGACUGACACAGAGCUGGUUUGGGACCGUGCUUCUCAUAGCCUUGAAGACCUGGCACUGUCAAAGAAGCAAGUCUGCAGCACCCCGAGGGUAGAGAGGAAGCUGGGCCGGCACUGGGCCCGAGAGCAGCCCCUGCCGCAGCGCAGUGAUGGGGAAGAAGAGGAGGAGGAGGCUGCCUUGAGUCCUGAGCUAGACAGCAGCAUGCAGACUGGGGAGUAUUGCAUGAGUGGGGCCAGGACAGUGCUGGAGGAUUGUGAAGACCCCUGCAUCAUCAACACAGGUGAUGUGUCCCUGAGUGAGCUGGUGAAGUCCAUGCACCCGUACUGUCUGCCCACCUUCACUGUGUGCCUGGACCCCGAGACCGAGCCAGUGGCCAAGGAGCUCCUGAGUGGUCCUGUCUUACUAGAAAUUGUGCCUGGUGAGGGGGAGAGCAUGGAGAUCCCCGUAGUUCUGCAGCCACUGGCCCCCAGCUUCCCUCAUCUGGAGUCACAGCUCCUGGGAGCAGAGGAGGGUACCGGGGAGGCAGUCCCAGUGGAUCAAGAGGAGAUGCCAGGAGCUUCAGCCCAGGAAAAUGGGGUGGAGGAGGAGAAGGGGGAGAAGCUACCUGGGAAGGAGUCCUCCAGCACUACCCUGAAGACUGCAUCCCGACCGAAGACAGCGGUGCCUGGAGCAUGGAGACCCAACAGCAGAUCCCGACGCAGUACAGAGGCCCCAGCGGGUGGCAAACGCGAGGGCUCCAAGAAAGGACGCGGCCGAGAGAGAGCAAGGAAGAGUCGGAAAAAGAAAGCAGAGGAGGACCAAAGCAAGCAGGCCAGGCCAGGCAGGGACUGUGUGGCCCACUGCCCUCGCUCAGCUGGCUCUGGACAACCCCCAGGCCAGCCACUCAACAGUCAGCGGCGGGCAACACGUCCCUCUGUCCAGGUCUCAGACUUCUUGGCACGGCAGCUGGAGCAAGCCCGGAAGGAGGGGAAGAUGGAGCUGUGUGCUGAGCAAGCACCACUGCCCCCACGCAGGCAUCGGAGCAUGGCGGGGGUCUCCCUGUCUGAGAAAGUGCAGCAGGAACCGCAGAAGGAGCCAGUGCCAGAAACUGUGAGUGCGGCUCUGGAGAAGGCUGAGUCUGUGGUGCCUCCAGAGAAGACUGCACUGAAUGCAGAGGAGCUGGCAGCAGCAGACUCUCCUGGCCCAGUGGACCUGGCUGAGGGCAAAGGGGAUGCACAGUUGGCUGCCAGACAGGGCAGCAGGGUCUUGGAAGCCACCUCUUCACUCCCAGAGCAAGGCGUGGGGCUGGAAUCCCCCCAGAGCCUACCAGCAGUAGAGCCAAGCAAGAGCCUGCCCAAGGAAGCCAAGCCCAAGGCCCUGAGCCUUCGGGAAUACCGCAUCCGCAUGCUGCACCGCCAGCCCAGCCCAAGCGGUGCGAAGGAUGGAGAGAAGCAAGCAGCCAGCAAGUGGCCCAGCAUCCCUGAGCCUCCAACAGAGCUGGCAGAGAUCCCCUGUCUGGUGUCACCCAUGCGCCCUGCCACCGAAGCAACCAGCGCUCAGAAGAGCCCGGAGAAACCAGCCAGCCCUGCUUCUGUCACUUUUGCUGGCAAAGCUCCUGCUGCUCUGGCUUCAGCUCUGCCACCUGCCGCAGCCGUGCCACCUGCCAUGGCUCCACCACCCCUGUCAACACCAAUGCCUUUUGUCAUGCCAAACAUGCCCCCAGCCGCUGGGGCAGCCCCCACCGGGAUGCCACCAGCCUCUGCUGGUGCUUAUGCCCUUUACCCACCAGUGCCUUCCUGGCCCUGCUUCAGCCCGCAGCCCGUGGGCUGCCAUGGUUUGCCCCCGCCACCCAGCACUUGCUCCCCCAGUACUUUUCAUGUGGUGCCUGGCCUCCCGCCUCCAGCCGUGGCUUGGCCCCCACCAGCCGUGCCUCCCCCGCCUUCAUUUGGCCCAGGGGCUCCAUAUGCCCCUGUGGGGUGGGCACCACCAUCAUACUGGCCCAGAAUCCCUGUGCCACCACCAGUGCCUCCCCUGGGGUACGGGGACCCUGGAGCAGGGCUGCAGGGUGCUGCCGCCUUCCCAGCUGGUGGCCACCCCAGCACAGCCCUCCUGCACGGGCAGCCUCCUGCUGCCCCAGUACUCAGCUGCUCGGAGCCACCAGCCUUCCACAUCCAGCCACCCACUGCCCUGACCAGUGAGAUGGGGGCUGCAGGUGGCCCAGCCAGGCAAGCAACCAGCAGCAGCAGGGUGUCGGACCCCAGGAGGCAAGCACGGCUGGCUGGGGAGAGCUCCCUCCCUAAGGCCCCUCUGGCCACUGCCCAGCCCAUGGCAGCCCCAUCAGCUGCUGCUGCCCAGCCCAGCAGGGUCCCUCCUGCAGCACCAGCUCAGCACAUAGCAGGCCCCCAGGUUGCCCCCACCCAGCCUCUGGAGGAGCCCUCAGGUGUAGCCCCUACCCAGCUCCCAAAGACUCCCCCAGCUGCCAUUUGUUGCCCUGCAGAGGUGUCCCCUGCGGCUGGCCCUGCUGGGGAGUCCCCUGAUACCCACCCCAUUGAGGAGUCCGCAGGGCCGAGCAAGGAGGCAGAGGAGAAAGCCCUGCUGGAGCCUAGGCCAGCUGUUGGGCCAGAGCUACCCACCCAGAAAUCCAUCUCCCAGGCUGUGCCACCACCACCAAAAGCAGGCCGAGAGAGCAGCCUGUCCACCAAGGCACCUGUCACACGGCUAUGGAGGCACCAGCCACUCCUCAGCCCAGCGCAGCCCAGCGACAGCAGCAAGGACAUCGUGCAAGCCUUCAUCAGUGAGAUUGGGAUCGAAGCCACUGACCUGUCCAGCCUGCUGGAGCAGUUUGAGAAGUCUGAAGGCAAGAAGGAGGAGGCUCCUGUGCAGCCCCCUGAGGACAGACGGCCUGUGGUGAGCUCUGGGCCCGAGACCCAGCAGGACAGGAAGCCUCUGGACAGCCUGCAGGCCUCUGAGCUGGCCAAUGUGGCAGGCCUCACUCCCCCAGCGACUCCCCCCCACCAGCUCUGGAAGCCAUUGCCUGCUGUCUUUCUGCUGGCCAAGGCCAAGUCACCCAGGUCUGUGCCCCCAGAAGGGCCCCAGAAGACAACCAAGCUGACAAAAGCCAAGCUGCUGCCUGCAAGCAAGCUCCAGGGAAAGUGCCUGGCAUCGGCCCCUGUGGUCUCAGCCCCCAGCCAUGUCUGCUCUGGAGACCAUGACUACUGCAUCCCAGGUGUGGCACAACCGGAGAGCAAUGGCAGCCCCAGCACACAGCCCCCCACCGAGGGUGGCUCCCGCUGGAACGUCAAACACCACCGGGACAUCACUAUCAAACCCAUCUCCUCCUUAACCAAACGGACGCUGGAGCAGCCCGAGCCCACCCCGCAAGCCCCCACCACCACCGUGGGGCCCAGCCAAGAGCCCCUGGCUUCAGCCUGCGUAGCCCCCCUGGAUUAUCGGACUAGUGUCCCCAGCAAGUCUGCUGCUGACUGCAGCAGCCCCCCCACCUCGGUGCUCCUGUCUCCAGCUGCAUCUCCCUGCCGGGACAAGGAGAUGCAGACCCCCAGCACCCAGCCCAGCAGUGCUGCUGCCAAGAGGUCCCUGCGCUGCUAUCGGAGACCUCAGGACUCACCCAGCCCGUCUGCCAGCAGCUGGAGGGCUGGCCGGAGUCGUGCCAGCCGCUCUUUCAGCUCCAGUUCAGAUGGAGCUAGUGAGUCCUCAUCUUCAUCGUCAUCCUCAUCCUCCCGAUCCCGGUCCCGGUCAUUCUCCCCGCCGCCCAAGCGGUGGCGAAGGUACCGCUCAAGAUGUUCCCGCAGCUCCUCCUCCCGCUCCAGCUGUGGAUCAUGUGGCAGGUCCCGGGGCAGGUCUUCAUCCUCAUCAUCAACAUCCUCCUACUCAUCCAGGUCCACAUCCUGUAGCCAGUCCCGAUCCCGCUCCCCCUCACCCUGCAGGAGGAGUAACAGGCGGAGAAGAUACAGUUAUGAUGCACAGGACCACUACCAAAGGCAGAGGAUCCUCCAGAAGGAACGUGCAAUAGAGGAGCGGCGAGUUGUGUUCAUUGGCAAGAUCCCCAGCAGGAUGACACGGUCGGAGCUGCGGCAUCGCUUCUCUGUGUUCGGGGACAUCGAGGAGUGCACCCUGCACUUCCGCUCUGAGGGGGACAACUAUGGCUUUGUCACCUACCGCUAUGCCGAGGAAGCCUUUGCUGCCAUCGAGAGCGGGCACAAGCUGCGGCGCCCGGACGAGCAGCCCUUCGACCUGUGCUUUGGCGGCCGCCGGCAGUUCUGCAGGAGGAACUAUGCUGACUUGGACUCAAACCGAGAAGAUUUCGACCCAGCCCCUGUCAAAAGCAAGUUUGACUCCCUGGACUUCGACACGCUGCUGCGGCAGGCACAGCGCAGCCUGCGGAGGUAGCAGCAGGUGAGGCGGAGCGCCCGCCCCCACUUUUAUACUCAAAAUACAAAAGACAAAAAAGUAUGGAGAGAGAGAGAGAGAGAGAGAGAGAUGGGGUUUUUAAGAAAAAGAAAAAGGAAAAAAAGAAAUUUGUUUUAUAACCAGUAUUUAAGGAGGACGGGUCAAUUGCCUUCGACCGGAGGGGCCCAGGCGAGUGGCAGCCCCAGGCUUGCCCAGGCCGUGUAAUAAAUGUGGAUGCCCAAACA
This is a messenger RNA of Apus apus (common swift), 5381 nucleotides long. RefSeq names its product PPARG related coactivator 1 (gene PPRC1). Gene Ontology annotation, biological process: positive regulation of transcription by RNA polymerase II. The record is from RefSeq and is a predicted model, not a curated record. Gene Ontology annotation, cellular component: nucleus. The transcript has 15 exons. Gene Ontology annotation, molecular function: RNA binding; transcription factor binding. NCBI's taxonomy places the organism in Eukaryota, Metazoa, Chordata, Aves, Apodiformes, Apodidae. Bases 1 to 5136 code for a protein of 1711 amino acids.